AUGCCGAUCAACUUCGAUUGGUUCGACCUCGGCCCCUUUGCGAGCGCCUACUUCGUGGAGACAGGCCUCUUUCACGGUGAGGGCGCGCUGAAGGCCCUGUCCAGCGGCCUAUACCGGCAGGUGAUCUCGAUCGAGGUCAAUGCCGAGCUCGUCGAGAGGGCGCGGGAGAAGCUGAAGCUGCCCCUGGCCGCCGGGCUGCUGAAGGUUGUUCAUGACGACUCCUGCAACCUGCGGCAUCAUAUCCAAGAUCUUCACGAGCCUUGUACUUUCUUCCUGGAUGCUCACGGCUACUGGGUGCAGGAGUGCCCUGCAUCCUCUGGCGAUCCUGAAUCUGACGACCGGGAUCCGGAUUCUCAGAGUCCGUGCCCACUUCUCGCUGAGCUGGAGGCGAUUGCCCAGCACCCACUGGCGCGACAACACAAGGUGUUAAUCGACGAUCGCCGGUGCCUGCAGCCGGGAUGGGAACACCCAACCCAAAGCUGGUGGCGUGGUCUCACCGAGGAGAUGGUUCUGGAGAAGCUUCGAAAGGUGAACCCGGACUUCAAGAUCCAGUUCAUUGAUGGCUUGCAGCCACAGGACAUUAUUGCGGCGGUUCACAGCAUCUGCCAUCCCGCUUCUGCGAUUGACGGUCUCAUGGAGAUGCUCCGGGCAGAGCGCCGGCAGCUGGUCAAGGAGCUCGCUCUGCGGCGCCGAGCGCCAUGGCCUCAUCCUGCGGCGGCGGCUUUGCUGCGCCGCCAGUGGCAGGGCGGUGUGGAGGGCGAGCCUCCCACGGGAAACCGCCUUGCCGAUCAGAAGAUGCCGACAUCUCCGCCAACCUCUCCAAGGCGUCCAGGACGGCUAAGGGAGAGGCUUGAGGAGGAAGAGGAUCGAUUGCGCCGGGAGGCGAACAUCUCCGCAAAGCCUCUCUCUAAGGCCCAGGCGCAGCCGAGGGAGAAGAUCGGGGAGGCGUUGCACGUGCCGCCCGUGGCGUUGGCCGGGGGCUUUCCGAGAAAGUCGUCACCGUCACGGGCACGAGACCUCGCCGGCCUCGACUCAAGGUGGAGCAACCUGCUGCAGCGAGUGUCGUCUGAUCGCGACCUGGAGCUCAGCCAAGGGCUGCAACAAGGCCCCUCUGCGCCGACGCCCCCGCUCUCCGCGCGGUCGACGACAACACCGCGACUGGCAAAGGACCAGCUGGUGAGCCUCCAGCAGCUCUGGAGCGAGCAGCGGAAGAAGAUGCUCGCGGGGACGUGA
Symbiodinium sp. CCMP2592 is the source of this 1233-nucleotide messenger RNA. The record is from the annotation of a GenBank genome assembly. Lineage: Eukaryota; Dinophyceae; Suessiales; Symbiodiniaceae.